AUGUCAAAGAUAGCCGGUGCCAGUGCUGCGUUGAAGGCGGAACGCGAAGAAGAAGAGCAGAAGCUAGCUGCACGAUCUGCUGUCAACUGGAAGGUACUCUAUUUUUAUUCAUCCGGACCUGGUUCGAAAGAAUCUUCUCUACUUAAAUCGUUCCAGGCAAAUUUGGAUAAACAAAGGAAGCAGCUGGAUUACAGCGACAUUUUCGAUGAAGACGUAGGUAGAGAUGAAGGUUUGUGGGUAUGGGAGAUUGAGAAUUUCUAUCCCUCUCUCAUUGAUGAAGCAUUUUACGGACAAUUUUACGACGCGGACGCCUACUUGGUAUUAAAAACUACAAAGGAGAUUUCGGGAAGUAUACGACACGAGAUCUACUACUGGCUAGGUGAGAAGGCUACACUUGAUAAAGGAAUGUGUGCAGCUGUGCACGCCGUUGGCCUGCGUAACCAUCUCAAUGCUACGUGUCGGACCAUUCGGGAAGAAAUGAACGAUGAAUCUGAGGAGUUUCUGGAUCUUUUUGGUGGAGAAGAAAUUGUGUAUAUUGAGGGUGCUCGUACUAGCACUGGCUUUUUUACUGUCGAAAAGCCACCUCAUAUCACAAGGUUGUAUCGAGCUUCAGUCAACGGCACAGCUGUGGAGAUGGAGCCAGUACCUGUUGCGAUGGAAUCCCUUGAUCCUCGAUACUGCUUUCUUCUUGACGCCGGUGACACGCUUUGGAUUUGGAGCGGUUGGAAAGCCAGGGUAAUUACAUGUGCUUUGUCCAAUAUACUUUUUCUCUAG
Molecule: messenger RNA, 774 nt
Organism: Haemonchus placei
Lineage: Eukaryota; Metazoa; Nematoda; Chromadorea; Rhabditida; Trichostrongylidae
Source: the annotation of a GenBank genome assembly